AUGCCCAAGGGUGAUCACGAUAGGGCUAGAAAUAAGUUUAGCGAGUGGAUGAAGUACAUACCGGAUAACUACAGCAUCGCACAACUUACUCUUCCCGGCACCCACGAUAGCCAUGCUACCAAAGAGAACACACCAGAACUAAUGCAUCUCUUCACCGUCUGUCAAUUUCACAGCGUUACGCGUCAACUGGAGCUCGGUGUCCGGUACCUUGACCUGCGGGUAGACGAUCCCAGCCUUUCCAUGGUUCACGGAUACAUCACACUGUCAGGCAAUUUGUCUGAUAUGCUCGGAGAAAUAAGAGAGUUUCUUCGUACUCCCUCGAGUGAAACUGUGCUUGUGAGCAUCAAAUGGGACGAUCUCAAAAGCACUCAUGACCAGAGCCUCCGCCACUUUGCCUGGAAUGCAUGGGAGACAAGCGACUGGUAUAAGCAAAAGACGUGGCCAAAUCUCAAGACAGCUCAGGGCAAAGCCAUCCUCCUUCGUCGCUUUGAAUCCGAAGGCAAAGAUGAAAUCGGGAUAGACUGUAUGGGCUUUUGUGGCUCAAAAUCAGCCGGUGACAAAGCAGUAGCCCCACGGCUACAAACGGAUAAUCCAGCAGAGGCUGGAAUCCCAUUUGAAAGCUGGUGGGAUAGAGCCCUUCUCAAUAUGAACCAUUCAAGGAACCAGCCAUCUUCCGACGGCAUCCUUUACAUCAGCAAUCCAGCGGACACUAGGAUACGGAAGGGAGAAAAUCCUCCAAUUGCCUCUGCCGCCAAUGUAAAUUGGCGGCUUUGGAAUCCCUCGUGGAAAGGGAAUGGCUCUGUUGUUGCCGACUUUUCCAGCACCAAAGAAGCUGUAAAAAUAUUCAUUCAAACGGAUGGGGACCUCGUUGUAUACGCCAAAAAUGGGGCGGAUGCCAGGUGGGCCUCUAUGAUGAACAUGGCUCAGGCAGACAAAAAGAGGCUAUCUUUCCAAGACGAUGGCAAUCUCGUGAUUUACGAAAAUGGCGAUGGUCGAUGGAGCUUGGAUAGAUUCGCGUGCAAUUCCAAGCUCAGGGUCAUGCAUGGUCCGCUAUUCUUCACGGUCGACUCGGACUUUUGA
Messenger RNA from Cladophialophora bantiana CBS 173.52, 1080 nucleotides. RefSeq lists its product as uncharacterized. Gene Ontology annotation, molecular function: phosphoric diester hydrolase activity. The record is from RefSeq and is a predicted model, not a curated record. The coding region runs from base 1 to 1080 and encodes 359 amino acids. The transcript is spliced from 2 exons. Gene Ontology annotation, biological process: lipid metabolic process. NCBI's taxonomy places the organism in Eukaryota, Fungi, Ascomycota, Eurotiomycetes, Chaetothyriales, Herpotrichiellaceae.